Molecule: messenger RNA, 1077 nt
Organism: Ostreococcus tauri
Lineage: Eukaryota; Viridiplantae; Chlorophyta; Mamiellophyceae; Mamiellales; Bathycoccaceae
Product: Peptidoglycan binding-like
Exons: 1
Coding region: 1-1077 (358 amino acids)
Source: RefSeq, a predicted model, not a curated record
AUGCGGUCGAUGCGUCUGGGUCGACCGCGCGCGCUCCCGGGGGUAGACGCGACGCGACGUGCGGGCGACGCGGGGCGAUGUGCGUUGAAAUCGAGCGCCAUCGCGCGCGACGCCGUGGCGCUGGAUUUCAACGCCGUCGCGACGGCGCACGCGACGGCGCACGGCGCGACGGCGAUAUCGAGUCGAUUGACGCGAGAUUUCGGCCUGGGUGACGCCGGCACGGACGUCGCGCUGGCGCAAGGGUUGUUGGGGACGGAGGCGCACGGGACGUGCGACGCGCGGACGACGGCGGCGGUGGAGGCGUUUCAGGCGUCGAGAGGGCUCGCGCCGUCGGGAUAUUUUGGUCGCGCGGCUCGAGCGCAGGUGGCGAGGGAGGAAGAGGCGUGGAGAGCGCUGGGUGGUGGGGAGCUGUUGAAGCUGUUGGCGGCGGAGGCGGCGCGCGGGACGGAGACGCGCGGACGCGCGGAGGGCGUCUCGGUGCGUCGAGGCGUCGCGGCGCCGCGCGCGGGGGUGCGCGUGAUGUACAGCGCGGUGUGGGUGUUCGCCGCGCUCGCGAUUUCGGGCGCGGUGGUGGUGACGCGGUGGGCGCGACGCGACGGCGGCGCGGCGGCGAGCGAGGCGCGCGGGGCGGGGAUAUUUAAGAGUCUCAUCGCCGCCGGCGUCGCCGCUCGACUCGCCGGCGUCGUGAAAAUAUUUGAAAAUGCAUACGAGCGCGCGUGCGAAGCCGCAAUCGCGCUCUAUGCGAAGAUGGCGGCGACGACGCCCGACGUCAAACGUCCAACGUUCGGCCAAUCGAACGACGCGACGACCGACAUCGACGCGUCGACGUCGACGUCGUCCACGACAACAUCUCCCUCUAGAAUCUCUCGAUCCGAUUUGCGUGUGGCAAGCGACGUUUUCCCACGCGGCGCUCGUUUCAACGCGUCCGCGAGAGCGGAGCAAAUGCGAGCGCGGUGGGCAAACAUCCGAAGAGAACCAGUUCGCGUCGAGGACAACGAGCGCGCCGCCAUCGAGCGCGUCUCCAACUUCCUCGGCGGCAUCGACGACACGAACGCCGCGGACCCCGACGUCGCGUGA